AAAACCAAAACUUUGCCUUUAUUCUUUUUUUGCCUUUGUUUUACCCUAUUAUUAGUAUUAUACAUUAUAUGCAGUGGAUGGUUACAUAGGGAUAAUAUAUUUUUUUAACAUAAAGUUUGAGAAUUGUAAUAAUUUAACAUGAGAAAUUGUCGCAGAAAUUUGAAUUUAUAGAAAAACGAAGAAGAUUUGGUAUAUUAAUUUGGAUAAGGGCCGAGCUAAGGCAGGCCCGACUGCCACAAAUUAUGACGUGUAGAUGUUAAGCUGGCGUACCCACCAAGUGCAAUGCAGGCCGCCCACACAGGCCAUGGCCUUUCUAAUCGGCUAUUCGCCCCGUCCAGGUAUACGGUACUGUGCAGAACCCCUCACCUUCGUUUUUAUGAGCACUUCCCAGCACUCCCCGCUCUUUGCUGCCUGAUGUGGGACAACCAAGUAACCCUAAAGACAAUAAACCCGACAUAUCUCAAGAAAGAUGGAUUUUUUGCUAUUACUAAUUGUUUUACAGACUCGUCAACUGCUAGUUAGGACUUCAACUUGUGGGUUUAUUUCCUAAUGAAGGACUUCUGGCGACUCUUUGCUAGGCUUGGGGGUAUCAGGAGUUAUUCAGUGUUAAGCAAUGAUCAGCUAAGAAUUAAUGGGGUUAAAGAUGUGAUUGCCGUUGCUUCUGGUAAAGGCGGUGUUGGCAAGUCUACCACUGCAGUUAAUUUAGCGGUUGCACUAGCUAUCAAGUGCCGAUUGAAGGUGGGCUUGCUUGAUGCUGAUGUGUAUGGACCAUCUGUUCCAACCAUGAUGAACAUCCACCAAAAGCCUGAAGUUACUAGAGAUAUGAAGAUGAUUCCUAUUGAGAACUAUGGAGUGAAGUGUAUGUCUAUGGGAUUUCUGGUGGAUAAGGAUGCACCAAUCGUGUGGAGAGGCCCCAUGGUGAUGAGUGCUCUUCAGAAAAUGUCAAAGGAAGUUGAAUGGGGGGGUCUUGAUAUUCUUGUGGUGGAUAUGCCCCCUGGCACAGGUGAUGCACAACUAACUAUGUCCCAGAAGCUUCAGUUGUCAGGCCAACCACCAAUAUUCCCAAAGGGGGAAAAGAAAGGAAAUGGAGGUGCUUUAAUAGUUUCAACCCCACAAGAUGUUGCAUUGAUUGAUGCUCGUAGAGGAGUUAGAAUGUUCUCUAAAGUUCAAGUUCCUAUACCCAUUGAAGUCGACAUAAGGAAAGGUUGUGAUGAAGGCAUACCUAUAGUGGUAUCAGCACCUGAUUCUGUUGUCUCCAAAGCUUACUGUGAUGUAGCUCAAAAUGUUGUCAUGAGACUUGAGGAGUUGGCAAAGUUAUGAAAACCAUCUCAAGAGACUGACCAGCAGAGUUUACUCAGGCGAUGAAAAUGUCAAGCCCUUGUCAUCUGGUCUACUUGUCAUGUAUACCAGACACAAUUUCUUCAUUGU
Durio zibethinus is the source of this 1428-nucleotide messenger RNA. Lineage: Eukaryota; Viridiplantae; Streptophyta; Magnoliopsida; Malvales; Malvaceae. The record is from RefSeq and is a predicted model, not a curated record.